This is a messenger RNA of Blepharisma stoltei, 240 nucleotides long. The record is from the annotation of a GenBank genome assembly. Lineage: Eukaryota; Ciliophora; Heterotrichea; Heterotrichida; Blepharismidae.
AUGAGACAAAUUUUAAUGCUGCUAAAUUUUUAUUUGAAUUAUACUCAUAUAAUCAUACAGACCCAAAACCUCCUUCCCCGAAUUGUUUUAUUGGCUCAUAUACUAGUAUACUUGAAUUUUUUGAAAAUUCUUCGCCUUGUGAAAGAAAAAGCGGCUCAUCUGGGUUUAAAUAAUCAAGGUCAUCAUCAGAUAGUUCUCCUACUCCAGAAUCAAAAAGCUUGCAUUUUGUAUGUCCAUUAA